UAGCGCGUGCUGCUGGUGAUCUAGCUGUAAUUGGGAAAAAGAAAGCACACUAACUGAAGGGUACACACGUCGAUUGUGCACGCCCACGCCCAGCAGCAGUUGCCCGUGCAGUGCGCAUGGAGCGCGCGCAGGAGGACCAGUCCCUACAGUAGAAGCCCACCCAGCCGUGGAGCCGCGAGCGUGGUGUUGAGAGGAGAGCGAGAGAGUGAGAGAAGAUGGACGGAGUCGGAUCUUUUGGAGCGGGUCGGACUGGGUCUACGCUAGACCCGAUCGCAUUUGUUAAGAAACCACAGACCAUCCUCAGAGUUCUGUCGUGGAUCUUCUCGCUGGUGGUGUUCGCCUCCAUCGUGAAUGAGGGCUACGUCAACAUGGGCAGCGAGCGGCUGCACUGCGUGUUCAACAAGAACGCUGAUGCAUGCAACUACGGCGUGUUCGUGGGCCUGGUGGGCCUCCUGGCCUGCUCCUUCUUCUUCCUGCUCGACUACAAGUUCUCCUCCAUCAGCUCGGUCAAGGACCGCAAGAAGGCCGUCAUGCUGGAGAUGGGCUUCUCCGGUUUUUGGGCCUUCCUGUACUUUGUGAGUUUCUGCUUCUUGGCCAAUCAGUGGUCUCGGACCACUCCUGACGAGCUGCCACUCAACCAGGGGGCGGAUGCAGCCCGGGCUGCCAUCGCCUUCUCUUUCUUUUCCAUCCUCACCUGGGCGGGCCUGACAGAGCGGGCGGUACAGAAGUACCUGCUGGGCACCGACAUGACCCUGUUCACCAGCGAGCACAUGGACGGCUCCGCCCCCGCCCAGCCCUACCCCUCCAACUCACCAGGGGGCACCACUACUGGCACCGGCACCGCCGGCAGCGCCGGAGUGGAGGGCGCGGCAGACACCUACCAGAACCCCCCUUUUACUGAGAACAACGCAGCCCCUACCUACCAGGUCCCCAUCUACUAGGAGCAUGGAAGGUGGUUGAGGAGGAGACGCUGCG
Messenger RNA from Gadus chalcogrammus (walleye pollock), 975 nucleotides. It is a transcript of the gene syngr3a, whose product is annotated as synaptogyrin 3a. The coding region runs from base 216 to 941 and encodes 241 amino acids. The transcript has 4 exons. The record is from RefSeq and is a predicted model, not a curated record. Lineage: Eukaryota; Metazoa; Chordata; Actinopteri; Gadiformes; Gadidae. Gene Ontology annotation, cellular component: neuromuscular junction; synaptic vesicle membrane.